Gopherus evgoodei (Goodes thornscrub tortoise) is the source of this 4499-nucleotide messenger RNA. It is a transcript of the gene COL1A1, whose product is annotated as collagen type I alpha 1 chain. Gene Ontology annotation, molecular function: protein binding; extracellular matrix structural constituent. The record is from RefSeq and is a predicted model, not a curated record. NCBI's taxonomy places the organism in Eukaryota, Metazoa, Chordata, Testudines, Testudinidae.
UUCUGCUGGGGUCUGGAUUGGAACUACAUAGUCAGAUCAUCCCUGUAUGACUGGACUCUAAAACAGACCAAAGGGGCCCAAAGAGUCUACAUGUCUAAUAUUUAGACAUGUUCAGCUUUGUGGAUUCUCGGUUACUGCUGUUGAUAGCAGCGACUGUACUCACCAAAGGCCAAGGAGAAGACAUUCCAUCUGGAAGCUGCAUAAACGGAGAAACGUACAGCGAAGGAGAAGUGUGGAAAACUGAACCCUGCCAGAUCUGUUUGUGCGACAAUGGGAACGUCCUGUGCGAUGAGGUGACCUGCGACGACGUCUCAGACUGCCCCAAUGCCAAGAUCGAGAAGGGAGAAUGCUGUCCUACCUGCCCUGCCGCCGAUGCCUCUCCAAAAGCCACUGGAAUAGAGGGCCCCAGAGGAGAACGCGGCCCCAAAGGAGACAGGGGACCCCCAGGCCUACCUGGUAGAGAUGGCAUUCCCGGUCAGCCUGGUCUUCCUGGCCCCCCAGGCCCCCCAGGACCUCCAGGCCUUGGCGGAAACUUCGCACCUCAACUGUAUGGCUAUGACGAGAAAUCCAUUGGCGGCCUGUCCGUGCCUGGCCCUAUGGGCCCAGCUGGUCCCCGCGGUCUCCCCGGCCCUCCCGGUUCUCCUGGUCCUCAAGGUUUCCAAGGUCCUCCCGGUGAGCCUGGAGAGCCUGGAGCUUCUGGUCCCAUAGGUCCCCGUGGUCCACCUGGUCCACCUGGCAAGAACGGAGAUGAUGGUGAAGCUGGAAAGCCUGGACGUCCUGGCGAACGUGGUGCUCCCGGCCCCCAGGGUGCCCGUGGUCUUCCCGGAACUGCUGGCCUGCCAGGCAUGAAGGGUCACAGAGGUUUCAGUGGUCUUGAUGGUGCUAAGGGUGAUACUGGUCCAGCUGGCCCCAAGGGUGAGCCUGGUAGCCCUGGUGAGAAUGGAGCUCCUGGACAAAUAGGGCCCCGUGGUCUUCCCGGCGAGAGAGGCCGCCCUGGUCCAUCUGGCCCUGCUGGUGCUCGUGGUAACGACGGUGCUCCCGGUGGUGCUGGCCCCCCAGGUCCAACUGGCCCAGCUGGCCCCCCUGGCUUCCCUGGCGCUGCUGGUGCUAAGGGUGAAACUGGUCCCCAAGGCGGUCGUGGUGGUGAAGGCCCACAGGGCGCCCGUGGUGAGCCCGGUGCCCCCGGCCCUGCUGGCGCUGCCGGCCCUGCUGGCAACCCUGGUAGCGAUGGUCAGCCUGGUGCCAAAGGUGCAACUGGUGCUCCUGGCAUCGCUGGCGCUCCCGGCUUCCCCGGUGCUCGUGGCCCCUCCGGACCCCAGGGUCCCAGCGGUGCUCCUGGUCCCAAGGGUAACAGCGGUGAACCCGGUGCUCCAGGCAACAAGGGAGAUACUGGUGCCAAGGGAGAACCUGGUCCUGCUGGUGUCCAAGGCCCCCCUGGUCCAUCUGGUGAAGAAGGCAAGAGAGGAUCCCGUGGUGAGCCCGGCCCUGCUGGUCUGCCCGGCCCUGCUGGUGAACGUGGUGCUCCUGGAAGCCGUGGUUUCCCUGGCUCUGAUGGCAUUUCUGGUCCUAAGGGUCCCGCUGGUGAACGCGGCUCCCCUGGCCCUGCUGGUCCCAAAGGAUCCCCCGGUGAAGCUGGACGUCCUGGUGAGCCUGGUCUGCCCGGCGCCAAGGGUCUGACUGGAAGCCCAGGUAGCCCAGGUCCCGAUGGCAAGACCGGCCCCACUGGUCCCGCUGGUCAAGAUGGUCGCCCCGGACCCGCAGGCCCACCCGGUGCCAGAGGUCAGGCUGGUGUCAUGGGUUUCCCUGGACCUAAAGGUGCUGCUGGCGAGCCCGGAAAACCCGGUGAAAGAGGCAUUCCCGGACCCGCUGGCGCUGUUGGUGCUCCUGGCAAAGAUGGUGAAGCUGGUGCCCAGGGACCUCCUGGUGCAGCUGGUCCCGCUGGAGAGAGAGGUGAACAAGGACCUUCAGGUGCUCCUGGAUUCCAGGGUCUGCCUGGUCCCGCUGGUCCAGCUGGUGAAUCUGGCAAGCCCGGUGAGCAGGGUGCCCCCGGAGACAUCGGCCCCGGUCCAGCUGGUGCAAGAGGUGAGAGAGGUUUCCCCGGAGAGCGUGGUGUCCAAGGCGCGCCCGGGCCACAGGGCCCACGUGGUGGUAACGGUGCUCCUGGUAACGAUGGUGCUAAGGGUGAUGCUGGCGCUCCUGGCGCUCCCGGAAACCAAGGUCCUCCCGGUCUGCAGGGAAUGCCCGGCGAACGUGGUGCUGCUGGUCUGCCUGGUGCCAGGGGUGACAGAGGUGAUGCAGGUCCCAAGGGUGCUGAUGGAUCUCCCGGCAAAGAUGGCCCAAGAGGUCUGACUGGCCCCAUUGGUCCUUCCGGCCCAGCUGGUGCUCCUGGUGAAAAGGGUGAAGCUGGUCCCUCUGGCCCCGCUGGUCCCACUGGUGCUCGUGGUGCUCCUGGAGAUCGUGGUGAGCCCGGCCCACCUGGUCCCGCUGGAUUCGCUGGUCCUCCUGGUGCUGACGGCCAGCCUGGUGCUAAAGGUGAAACUGGCGAUGCUGGUGCUAAGGGUGAUGCUGGUCCCCCAGGCCCUGCUGGCCCCACUGGUGCUCCUGGCCCUGCUGGUGCUGUUGGUGCUCCCGGACCCAAAGGUGCUCGCGGUAGCGCUGGACCCCCAGGCGCUACUGGUUUCCCUGGUGCUGCUGGAAGAGUUGGUCCCCCUGGCCCCUCUGGAAACAUCGGUCUCCCUGGCCCACCAGGCCCCAGCGGAAAGGAAGGUGCCAAGGGACCCCGUGGUGAGACUGGCCCCGCUGGCCGCACUGGCGAACCUGGCCCCGCUGGCCCACCCGGACCGUCUGGUGAGAAGGGCUCCCCUGGUGCCGAUGGUGCCCCAGGUGCACCUGGUACUCCAGGCCCACAGGGUAUUGCUGGACAGCGUGGUGUCGUCGGCCUUCCCGGACAGAGAGGCGAGAGAGGUUUCCCUGGUCUCCCUGGCCCAUCUGGCGAACCUGGCAAACAAGGUCCAUCUGGCUCCCCCGGCGAACGUGGUCCUCCUGGCCCAGUAGGACCUCCUGGCUUGGCUGGACCCCCUGGUGAAGCUGGACGUGAGGGCUCUCCCGGUUCUGAAGGUGCUCCCGGUCGUGAUGGAGCUGCUGGUCCCAAGGGUGACCGUGGUGAGACUGGCCCAGCUGGUCCUCCUGGUGCUCCCGGUGCCCCUGGUGCUCCCGGCCCUGUUGGUCCCGCUGGCAAGAAUGGAGAUCGUGGUGAGGCUGGCCCUGCUGGUCCCGCUGGCCCCGCUGGCCCUGCUGGUGCUCGUGGUCCUUCUGGCCCACAAGGUCCCCGCGGUGACAAAGGUGAAACUGGUGAACACGGUGACAGAGGCUUGAAGGGUCACAGAGGAUUCUCUGGUCUCCAGGGUCCACCUGGUCCUCCCGGUUCUCCUGGUGAACAAGGUCCUUCUGGAGCUUCCGGUCCCGCUGGUCCAAGAGGUCCCCCUGGCUCUGCUGGUUCCCCUGGCAAAGAUGGUCUGAAUGGUCUCCCUGGCCCCAUUGGCCCACCAGGUCCACGUGGUCGCACUGGAGAUGUCGGUCCUGCUGGUCCCCCCGGACCUCGACCCCCAGGUCCCCCAGGCCCACCUAGCGGCGGUUUCGACUUCAGCUUCCUGCCCCAGCCUCCUCAGGAGAAGGCCCACACCGACAGCCGCUACCCGGCUGAUGACGCCAACGUGAUGCGUGCGGACCUGGAGGUGGACACCACCCAGAGCCUGAGCCUGCAGAUCGAGAACAUCCGCAGCCCCGAGGGCACCAGGAAGAACCCAGCCCGCACCUGCCGCGUGAAGAUGUGCCACAACGACUGGAAGAGCGGCGAGUACUGGAUUGACCCCAACCAAGGCUGCAACUUGGAUGCCAUCAAGGUCUACUGUAACAUGGAGACUGGCGAGACUUGCGUCUACCCAACCCAGGCUAACACUGCCCAGAAGAACUGGUACGUCAGCAAGAACCCCAAGGAGAAGAAGCACGUCUGGUUCGGCGAGACAAUGAGCGAUGGCUUCCAGUUCGAAUAUGGUGGCGAGGGAUCCAACCCAGCUGACGUUGCCAUCCAACUGACCUUCCUGCGCCUGAUGUCCACUGAGGCCUCCCAGAACAUCACCUACCACUGCAAGAACAGCGUGGCCUACAUGGACCAGGAGACUGGCAACCUGAAGAAGGCUCUGCUCCUCCAGGGCUCCAACGAGAUCGAGAUCAGAGCAGAGGGCAACAGCCGCUUCACCUAUGGAGUCACCGAGGAUGGAUGCACAAGUCACACCGGCACCUGGGGCAAGACAGUCAUCGAAUACAACACGAAAACCUCUCGCCUGCCCGUCAUUGACGUGGCCCUCAUGGACGUUGGCGCGCCAGCGGAAUUCGGAAUUGACAUCGGACCCGUCUGCUUCUUGUAAACCGGAGCUCCCCCCGGGAACAGUCAAAAAGGAGACAAUUUCACAUGGACUUGAAUUCGUGUUUUUUCUAUC